Molecule: messenger RNA, 1077 nt
Organism: Aphanomyces astaci
Lineage: Eukaryota; Oomycota; Saprolegniomycetes; Saprolegniales; Verrucalvaceae
Exons: 1
Coding region: 1-1077 (358 amino acids)
Source: RefSeq, a predicted model, not a curated record
AUGAAGUCCAGUACCUCCGUUCUCUUGACGGCCUUGGCCAUCUCGUCCGUCGUCGACUUUGCCGACGCCCACGGCCGCUUGAUUUCUCCCCCCCAUCGAGGGUACAUUGGCAAACUGCCCAAAUUUGCUGACCUGGUUCCCGUCAACUACGACGACAACGGCCUCAGUGCCGGUGGUAUCGGCGGCACCAAGGGGGGAAAACACGGAGUCUGCGGGGACCCGUACUCGGGUGUGCGCCAGCACGAAACCGGUGGCACCUACGGUCUGUUCCCCGUUCACGGCAGCAAGGUCGUGGGCGCUUGCUACGCGCCAGGCUCGACCGUGGACCUCCAAGUCCAAUUGACGGCCAACCAUCAGGGGUACUUUCAAUUUGGUUUGUGCAAACUGAACGGCAAACACGACAAAGAAACUAACGAGUGCUUUCAAACGCUGGUCCAACCCAAUGGCGACAAGCAAUGGCAAGUGCCCCCAGGCAACGAAGUGUUUACGAUCCAGUCGGUGCUCCCUGCUGGAGUGACCUGCGAAGGUGACUCCCACUGCGUGCUUCGUUGGCACUAUGUCGGGUGGAACAACCCCGGCGUGGACAUCAACGGCCAAGAGCAGUUUUGGAACUGCGCCGAUGUGUACAUCAGCAACACAUGCGGGUCCAACCCGGCUCCGUCCAGCGCCACCCCUUCCACGUCUCCGCGGACAACCUCGGCGGUGCCCACUUCUACUAAAGCCCCUUCCACUCCCCCUUCGACAACGGUGACGGCGGUGCCCACUUCUACUAAAGCUCCUUCCACGACCCCCCAGACGACGGUGGCGGCGCCUACUUCCUCACCGAAACCUACGCAGAAGCCCACUCAGUCUCCCAGCACAACUACACCCACAUAUGCGACAUUGCCCCCUAAAACCACGCAGCCCAGCUACCCCACUCAACCGCCCAAAACGAUAGCCAGCCCCACACAAGCUCCCAGCCAGUGCGGUCAGUGCGCCAACUGUUACUAUCCCCUCAGUGGCGCGUGUUUCGUCGGGUGGACUGCCGCCCAAUGCGCCUCGAUACCUCAGCUCAAGUGGUGCGGAUUGUCGGCAUAG